CGAAAUUUCAUUUUAGCAUCUGAAAAAAACGUCAGAAAUCUAACUUUAAUCUUUUACAAUUUAAGAGGAAAUUCACUGUUUCAGCUUUGCUCUCUUUGCUCGAACUUUCUUCUGCGAAAAGUUAUUACUGUUUGGUACCGUUGGCAACGUAAAGCCCUGAAACAGAAGAGCUGUGCGCUCGAUUUGCUCUUAUAAACAAAUUGUUUCGCCAAAAAUAUAUGUCCUCUAUUCUCUAAAAUUUUCUUCUGCGGAAUAUCUCGCCGCUUUCGUUUCGCAGCGUCUUACAUUUGACGUACGAAAACUGUACACCGCUUUCAGACACAAAGACUUCUGGCUCGAUCGAAACAUCAAAGAGAAUUUAACUUAUUGCCACUGAGUUGCAUAACAACUGUGAAACGAUCGGAUUUGUGUAUUUCCUUUGGCGGAAUCUAAUCAGACCAGUCCCCUGUAAUUCUCACGUUCCACGACCACCAACGUUUUACUGUCACCGAUUUCGACCGUCGAUCCGGUCACAUGGUCAUCCUUGAUUAUGCAUACGAACCGUUGUCGAGUCAGUGUGCGUGGACUCGAUAUGAAAGGUCGCGGCUGACUGGGGAAGUUCAUCUUCCGAUCAACAAAGUGCACGGUUUUCCACUUUAUUUGAGCGAAGUACGGUUCGCCGCGUUGCAGCAUCUAGAAUCGGAUGUGCCGGGCAAUUAAGUACGAAAUGAUCGUUCUUGUGGAACGCGAAUUAGGGAGAAAUUGCUAUAGACAAAGCGCGACCGAUAUAAAGAACGGUGCAGAGUCACAAACAAACAAUUGAUUCCACCACCACUGCCUCGACGAUUCGCGCUCCUCCGACUCUAAAGUCGCCAGUAAUCUCUCCCCGAGACAGGGAUUCGAUCAUCGCGCCGAGUAUAGUCCGCGAUCGGUCGAUCGCGGAUGAAAGAGCCCGAAAGGAUCUGGGCUUUCCCGAUCGAGGCCGCGAGCGUAGCCGCGUAAACGUCAUUGUUCGGAUCUAGGAGCUUCGUUUUCCGGCCAAUGCGUCCGCGGGUCAUUGUCGGGCUGCGCUAGAUCCUCCACCUUCCGGGAGCAGCUCGUCUGACAGCGGCGAUUCGCAUUGUUUCACGAACUAGUCGAAGUCGCAAUUGUCCUGUCCGCGUCUCGAGACCCCGAUCCGAAGCUUCCGGCGACGAACAUGCGCGACGCGGCUUCGUCGCGGAUGAUGGAAUUUGGCUACUGAAAGUGAUCCCGGAAUAAAUAUCAGCGUGAGGCUGUCGCGUGUAUCGUGCGGCCCCCGAUGGUAACUCGAAAGUGAAAUGAUCGAUCAGUGAAAGAAAGAACAGUGCCGGUGCGCCGAAAAUGGUGAGCAUGAGCCCGUCUUUGGGGGUGGCCACCCUGAAUCGGGGAAGGAACACCUUCCGCGGUGUGCCCAAGGUGGAGAUCGAGAAGAGAAUGAACACUUUGCUUCAGGCUAUGACGAUCGAGGAGCUUUACGCGGCUCUGGUUUACAUGACCCAGCAUCAGAUCGGCUACGACGUGUCCCAGGAGUGUGCACAAGAAACGCUGUUGAAUCAUCUACAAAAUGCAUUCAAAGUUGACAACGAGACGCACGAGAGCGUGUUAGAGAAGACGAGAAAUAUGGAGCCGCCGGAGAUGCACUUGAACGUCGAAGUGAUCGAGGCGAAAGAAUUGGCGUCGAAGGACUCGAACGGCAAAAGCGACCCCUUCUGCGCCCUUUACCUCGAGUCAGCGCCGACCAGAAGAUACAACACUGCCGUUAAAACGUUCACGCUUAGUCCUAUAUGGGAGGAACACUUUGAACUGCCACUGGACGACCCAGAAAACGACGUAUUGUUCCUGGAAGUCUGGGACUUCGACGCGGCCGAAACAGUGCCCGAGAAGAUGAGCAAGGUGAAGGACGUAAAAGGGGUUCGAGGUUUGGUGAAACUUGCGAAGGAGAUCGCGGUAACCGCCACCACGGGGAGUCACGACAAUGAGUUCAUCGGUCGAUGUCGAAUACCACUGAAGGACAUACCAACGUCAGGACACACGAUGUGGUACUCCCUGGAGAAGAAAAACAAAUCGAAACGACGAGGAGUGGUGAAGCUUAGGCUCGCCUUCAGCACAGAGCACAACAAUCGCGUGGCAGCUCAAGAGCACAGACACCUAAUCAGAGUGCUGCUAAUGCACGAGAUAGAGACAGAGAAAAUCGAGAAAUACUGUUGGUGCGGUCGAUGGUCGUCGCCAGCGGAGGUCUUGCUCUUGCAGCAUAGCGCGCAAAGAGGUUUGCUAAGCAGGAACGUGUUCUUGGCGCAAUGGAUCGAGUACUCCAGAAUUCACCAGGAACAUCCCCUAAAUUUCAACGUGUUCAGCAAAUUAGUGAUAGACCUGCUAAGGCCCCUGGAGAACGAGCUGUUCUCUUUGGACGAGACUAGACUCUUCUGGGACGCCACCAAGAAACUUUUGUUCUCGUGCCUUAAUAGCUUGCGCAAGAUCAGGAGGAUGACGCCUGGUGACAAGAACUCUAUGGCGCAGCUUUCUGCGAUUUUAGGCAUUCUGUCAGCCAUCUCGUCGCUCAAAGUGCCAGAUGAAGUGAACCUCUUCCCCACGAAGAUGUAUCCGUGGUUCCCAGACCCGGACGAGAAGCCGGGUGUCCUCGAAGCGUUAGAGUUCACCGUGGAACAGGGUGGCAUCGAAUGGUUCCAGCACAUAUUGAAUAACAACUCCGCGGAAACCGAUUCCGACGAAGACGCGCUCAAGUACCACAUCAAGGUGAUCCAGCUGAUCAGGGCCGAUCUGCAGAGCGCCAUCGAUAAUUACGACAAGCUGUUCAUCAAGCGAAUCAAUUUCCCAUACGCGAGGACGCUGUACAUGAUGUACGAGAAGAGGCUUAGCGACAUGUGCAUGGUCAUUACCGAGGACAUCUGCGGAAGGAUGAAGAGGAUCGAGAUUAGCAACUCGGACGUCGAGUUGAGCUUGGGAACGACUUUGUUCGAGCUCUAUCUCACGCUGCAGAGAUACGCUAUGCUCGGCCAGGUGCUCUGCGCGGAGGGUCAGCUCGAAGAUAUGAAGGUGCAGUCAUACUACGAGUGGUUCAGAGCUGGAGUUGCCCACUGGCUUGACAUAGCAGUGUACAAAGCACUGACACGGAUAGACAAGGCGGUCGAGUUCGAUCCGCUGCAAGCUGUCGAUAACAGCGUUCAAUAUAGCUCGAGUGCGGUGGAUACAUUAACAAUAUUUUACCAAAUCAAAGUGUUUUGGACGCAGCUGGCCUGGCCCGACGUGGAGGGCUCCUAUACCUUCAUAGGCAAGAUCAUCGAUGACAUCUGCAAGUGCUCAAUGGCCUACGCCGACAAAAUGGCGCAGAAGGCAGAACUGACGACAGAAUUGGAGCAACUGUCGGAAAGCACCGUCUACGAGAAGAAAUUCUACGUGUCCACUGCCUGGUGUUUCGCUAUAAACAAUAUCGACUACAUCAGAACGUCGAUCGCGCCUCUAGCAAACGACCUAGGACUUCAAAGUAUAAUAGACGCUUUAGCAGAGAAGAAAACGCAGAAAGAAGCACAACGUUGUCAGCAGACUCUACAGCUGAUUAUCGACAACGCGACCGACACUGUGAGGAACAAGAUUAUAGAACUGUUGCAGGUGGUUGCUAGCAAAAUGGCACCUGCUAUGAGCAGGUAUCUCAUGGAAGGCGCAGAGUUGAUAGACACUACCAGCAACGCUAUGGACAGGCUUUUGCAGUAUUUGGAUAGCAAUUUGGCUACGUUGCACGACAAUCUCAAUGAAGACAAUUUCCAGAGAGUUCUACUUGUUAUUUGGGAGAUCAUGUCCGAGACGCUGUACCAACUAGUGAAUAGUAAUUUAGAGAAAAGAAGGCCGCCAUCUUUCUACUCGAAUCUGCACCGAACUUUGCACACCCUCGUGCGAUUCUUCAACGUCGGAGCCGACGAAACGUCGAACGUGAAGAUACUGGAGAAGAUAGAACACCUUCUGGAGCUGCACGGAUUGGAAACAGCUGGAUUGAUACACAGAUACCAUCAAGAGCGUAUCAAAGAGCAAAACGAACUGGAGGAGUCCGAUUACGGCCAGAUCACUGUCAAAGCGCAGUUCGUUGACAAUUCGUUGAACAUUCAAAUUCUUAACGCGAGGAAACUUCGACCGGUUGACAGCAAUGGCGAUUUGAUAGGCAAGGUGUCUACUCUCAAGCGCAAGCUCAAUACAAUAUCUAAACAAAGACUGAAAGAAUGGAAGACAAGCAGCUGCGAUUCUUACGUGAAAAUCAGGCUACUUCCCGAGGAGAAGUUCUCCGAUCUGAAAUUGCCGAAGACACACGUACAGAAAGAGAACCUUUAUCCUCUUUUUGAUGAAAUCUUCAACAUUCCUCUAACCGCGGAACAAAGGGCGACCGAGGACGGGAUAAUCGCCUUCGAGUUGAAAGACAAGGACCUGUUCAGGUCCAGAUUCCUGGCCGAAGCCUUCCUGUCGUUCAACGAGAUCGCGGACACCGGAUCCGAUCAGGGAAUGGAAUCGCUUGACCAAAUUCACUUGAUGCUCUCGCGUCCGACGAAGAGAAGUACGGACGUGCUCCAAGCGUUGGAGCAUAGGAAGGGCGACAACCAGGCGACGGACUUCCUAUCGAAACUCAAUUCAAAGGCUGAGAAAAAGUGAUCGACAGCAAACUGUGACUUACCACGGGCGUUACUAUGAUAAUAGUCGUGACAGCGACGUAUAUCGUGGGCUCGGUUUGCUAUACGAAACGUCGACCAUUUCGAGAUCAUUCGGUCGAACACCCUUCGGCGAAGGGAAAUCGGAUUAUUUAUUGUCGAAUGCCUAUCUCGGCUCUCUGCGAGAACGCUAGGAACAGAUUAUAUAUUUUCGAAUGGAAAUUAAUCGUCGAACGAGUCGAAUAAAAAUCUCGAAUAAGCGUCUCAAGUCUUGCACGUCUUUUGAAGAUAACGUGGAACCUUAUUCGAUGUUUCCAUUCGAUUGUAAUCGUUCGGUGAAUUUUCUAUCGUCGUUCUUUUUAUCCACGUAGAAAUCAUGUUUCGUCGUGCUUGCAUGAAAACUGAAGGAAAAUUCCGCGACAUUGUUGCGGAAUAGAGGUGUUUUUUUAUAAAGAUUUUACGAGUACGCUGUUUUUCUAACUGUAAGCGGCAACAAUCGUUACCAGGCUAGGCAUCACUUCGAACGUUAUACACUUUCCCAAAGCAAUGUUGAACAUCGCAUUUUAAGACUAAAAACAACACUGUAAGGCUGAGCGAGAGCGCGCUACACGCGAGAGCGAUUUAGACGAUUACGACGCUAUUAUAGCACACGUGACAGACGCGUUAUUCACUGAUAUUUCGCAACGAUCGUGUACAGUGCGAAACUGUUGCUUCGUCGUACGCGUAUCCGUAACUGUACCAAAACAUAAUCAACGGAAGAUGGAUCGGAGAUUUUCGAAAGUACUCUUUGUAAAUAGUAUAGAAUUCGUUACACGUCGACGAGUAGUUUGACGAGGCCCAGAAACGAGGUGUUUCUAGACGCGAGAAAUACGAAGUCGUCGGUCACUCUAUUUUCAAUAUUUGUACGUGAAAUAUUUUGCCUCUAUGUUAUAUGAUACAACGAAUAAAUUAUUGAAAACCUUGA
Molecule: messenger RNA, 5613 nt
Organism: Megalopta genalis
Lineage: Eukaryota; Metazoa; Arthropoda; Insecta; Hymenoptera; Halictidae
Source: RefSeq, a predicted model, not a curated record